CGAUUUUUCCCCAUCAAAUUCCAUCGAAGCCCGCUGGGAAAUCCACGCGAAAAGAUAAUAAAGAUAAUAAAGAUUAUAAAGAUGAUAAAGAGACUGGCCCUUUUCCUCCUGCUGGUGGCCCAAGAGGGGCGCUGUCAGACCACCCAAAACAUCAACGUUUUGUUUGUGAACGAGGAGGGCAAUGAGGUGGCCGAUAGAGCUUUAGACGUGGCUCUAACUUACCUCAAAAAGAACACCAAAUUGGGAAUAAGCGUCGAUUUGAGGCGCGUGGUAGGGAAUAGGACGGAUUCGAAUUCUUUUUUGGAUUCACUAUGCUCCACGUACAACCAGCUGCUGCAGACCCAGGUCUACCCCCACCUGGUGCUCGACACCACCAUGACCGGCCUCGGCUCGGAGACGGUGAAGAGCUUCACCGCCGCCUUGGGCCUGCCGACGGUCAGCGCCUCCUUCGGCCAGGAGGGCGACCUGCGCCAGUGGCGGAACAUCGACCAGGACGAGCAGGACUACCUGGUGCAGAUCUGUCCGCCGGCCGACGUCAUACCGGAGAUCGUGCGCUCGCUGGUGCUCAACCAGAACGUCACCAACGCCGCCAUUUUGUUCGAUACCUCCUUCGUGAUGGACCACAAGUACAAGUCUUUGCUGCAGAACGUGGCCACCAGGCACCUGAUCACGCCUAUAAAGGACGGCAACGACGUGGUGGAGCAGCUGAACCAGUUGAACAAGCUGGACUUGUACAAUUACUUCGUAUUGGCCAGCAUCGCGAACAUCAAACGGGUGCUGGACGCCGCCGACACCUUGGGAUUCUUCAACAGGAAAUUCGCCUGGCACGCCAUCACCCAGGACGAGGGUGAGUUGAAGUGCAUCUGCAAGAACGCCACCAUAAUGUACGUGAAGCCGCUGCCGAACGCCACCUACCAGGACCGGCUGGGCACCCUGCAGAGGACCUAUCAGUUGAACACCGAGCCCAUCAUAGCAUCGGCCUUCUACUUCGAUCUGGCUUUGCAUUCUUUCAUCGCCAUCAAGGAUCUCAUAGCAGACGGUGUAUGGAAGAACGCGAUGGGCGAUUACAUCACCUGCGACGAUUUCAACGGGAACAACGCGCCGAAGAGGAAGGGCUUGGACCUGAAGAAGUACUUGAACAAGGUAAGCUCCCAGGUGCUUCGCGUUGAACCUGCCAAUUCGGUUGGACUUGUACAGGAAACGUCGGAGAUGUUCACCUACGGGCCGAUCUCGGUGGUGUCCAACGGCCUCAGCUACAUGGACUUCCAGAUGACCCUGAGCUCGGUGGGAGUCAGAGAAGGCGCCUCCGAUAAAUCCCUCGCGCUCGGCACCUGGACCUCCGGCUUCGACAGGAACCUCACCUUGGUGGAUCCCAAGGUGAUGUCCAAUUUGACCGCUGAUGUGGUCUACAGGGUGGUUACUGUGGAGCAAAAACCGUUCAUCUUCAGGGACGAGACGGCCCCCAAAGGCUUCAACGGCUACUGCAUCGAUCUGAUCGACAAGAUAGCGGACAUUUUGAAGUUCGACUACGAGCUGGUGGCUGUGGACAAGUUCGGCACCAUGGACGAGAACGGCAAGUGGAACGGCAUGGUCAAAGAGCUGAUGGAGAAGCGCGCCGACGUCGCCUUGGGGUCCAUGUCGGUGAUGGCGGAGCGCGAGAACGUCAUCGACUUCACCGUGCCCUACUACGACCUGGUGGGCAUCUCCAUACUGAUGAAGCUGCCCGAAACCCCGACCAGUUUGUUCAAAUUCCUCACCGUGCUCGAGAACGACGUUUGGUUGUGCAUUCUAGCCGCUUACUUCUUCACCAGCUUCCUGAUGUGGGUGUUCGACAGAUGGUCGCCCUACAGCUACCAGAACAACAGGGAGAAGUACAAGGACGACGAGGAGAAACGCGAGUUCAACUUCAAGGAGUGCCUGUGGUUCUGCAUGACGUCGCUGACGCCCCAAGGGGGCGGCGAGGCGCCCAAGAACCUGUCGGGGCGGCUGGUCGCCGCCACCUGGUGGUUGUUCGGCUUCAUCAUCAUCGCCUCGUACACGGCCAAUUUGGCCGCCUUUCUCACCGUCUCCCGAUUGGACACACCCAUCGAAUCCCUCGACGAUCUCUCCAAGCAGUACAAGAUCCAGUACGCGCCGUUGAACGGCUCCUCCGUGCAGACCUACUUCGAGAGGAUGGCCAACAUCGAAGCCAGGUUCUACGAGAUCUGGAAGGACAUGAGCCUGAACGACAGCCUGUCGGAGGUGGAGCGAUCGAAGCUGGCCGUGUGGGACUACCCGGUGAGCGACAAGUACACCAAGAUGUGGCAGGCCAUGAGGGAGGCCGGGCUGCCCGACAGCCUCGACGAGGCCGUCCGAAGGGUGAGGGCGUCGAAGUCGUCGAGCGAGGGUUUCGCCUUUUUGGGCGACGCCACCGACGUCAAGUACCUGGAGAUCACCAGCUGCGAUCUGACCGCCGUCGGCGAGGAGUUCUCCAGGAAGCCGUACGCCAUCGGGGUGCAGCAGGGAUCGCCUUUGAAAGAUCAAUUCAAUACGGCGAUCCUGCAGCUGUUGAACAGGCGCGAGCUGGAGCGGCUGAAGGAGAAGUGGUGGAACAAGAACCCGGAGAAGAAGAACUGCGAGCAGGUGGACGACCAAUCGGACGGGAUCAGCAUCCAGAACAUCGGGGGCGUCUUCAUCGUGAUCUUCGUGGGCAUCGGAUUGGCCUGCGUCACCUUGGCCUUCGAGUACUGGUGGUACAAGUACAGGAAAGGCGGGAGGGUCGUGGACGUGCAGGAGGCGCUGCCGCAGAACAAGCAGACGAAUUUGGGCGAUGACGACGCGCCGCCAUUUUCCAAAGGGAAAUCCUUUAAGGCGAAAAUGGCGUUUCCGAGAGCGAGGUUUUAG
Messenger RNA from Phyllotreta striolata, 2883 nucleotides. NCBI's taxonomy places the organism in Eukaryota, Metazoa, Arthropoda, Insecta, Coleoptera, Chrysomelidae. The record is from the annotation of a GenBank genome assembly.